Messenger RNA from Camponotus floridanus (Florida carpenter ant), 369 nucleotides. RefSeq lists its product as uncharacterized. The transcript has 3 exons. The record is from RefSeq and is a predicted model, not a curated record. NCBI's taxonomy places the organism in Eukaryota, Metazoa, Arthropoda, Insecta, Hymenoptera, Formicidae. Bases 1 to 369 code for a protein of 122 amino acids.
AUGACUACUUUUAUUCCCAAUAUUAUUAUGAAGAUUUCAAAAGACGAUUCAGAAUCGGAUUGGACUAGUACAGAUUCGAAUGAAUCAAAAAUUUUUUUCUCUUCUGAAUCGUCAUCCUCGGAUUGCUCCGACUCAUCAGAUCCUCCCAGAAGGAAGUUACAUCGAAUAACUACUUUUAUGCAAACUGUGGAAGAAUACGAUGAUAAAGAAUUUAAAGAGCAUUUUCGACUAAAUCGUUCAACUGUUGAUCUAAUAAUAGAUAUGAUUGAAACUGAAGAUGUUUUACAACAUAAUAUUGGAAGAGAGAAGAUAUGUGCACGAGAAGCAUUUUUAAUGACCCUGUGGUAUCUUUCCAAUACAGAGAAUUGA